UGGAUUUGACAGGAAGCCAAUGAAGGGAAGCCAAUAUAGGAGAAAUGUACUCUCUCUUUCUAGUCCCUGUCAGUAGUCAUUGUAAACAUGUACACAGGAGGUCAUUAGAGAGAUACAGCAGUGAGCGUGUACAGUCAUCUGUAUUACAUCGUGGAAGUUCUGUCGUGGUUUUGAGGUGCAUUUCAGAAAUGGUGUUAGGGAGCUUGUCAAAAUGACUGUCAGGGCACUAAAAGUAUAUCUGGAUAGAAAAACACACACUAUGACACCUUAAGAAAUAGUACAUACAUAUUUGUUUUGUCGUCUUCUUCCCAAAUCUGAUUUCUAUGUUCUAUUAGCCUCCCCAAAGCCCUCAAUUAUUGAAGCAGCAUGAGAUCAUGAGAUAUUGACAGAGAACAGAAUAAGCCCACAACCAAAGAAGAUCUUUUAAUGCCCCUCAAGAUGCCUAUAGAACUAUUCCUGCGGACUACUUUUGCAGGAAAGUGUGCCUAAGGUGAUCAUUCCCAAUAUUGACUUUCAUGCUUGUCAGAACUGUACAAAGUCUGUUAAGCUCUAUGACCUUAUGUACUGUUUUGAUUGAUUGAUUGAUUGAUUGAAUCUUUAUUUUGAACAUGUUGAAAAAGUAUAAAAUAAAAAAAAAUAGAAUUCUAAAAAAAAAAAAAUAGAAUUUUUGCAUGUAUCUUUGCAAUUUUCAACAAGUCUCUGCAACAGUUUCGCAGGAAAGUAUUUUAAGAGGAGGGGUGGCUCAAGACAUUUUUAAAGUACACUAGUACACUUUAUACAACAGAUUGGAGAUGGAUAGGCUGAGGAGUAGCUCAAUUCUUCUUAGGCAGGCCUUCUUGUAGGGUGUAUGCGACUCAAGGAGGCCUGAUUAAAAAAAAAUUACAUCAGAAAUUAUGCUUGGGCGGGGCUUUUCCCACUUGUGGGUAUUUUCCAUUCAACGGUUAUUUAGAAUUAAAGAAUAUGUAAAAGAACCGGAGGCAUAUUUCAGGGCAUGUCUGCACAGGUUUUUCUCUCCCCGUCACAUUUUUAUUCAGUAAAGUCCUUUGUGUUAUAACGGAAUAAGAUGUCGGGCCACUAUGGCAACAUGUUUUCUUAAGUUUGAGGUUUUCAGUUGUUGUGUUACUUAUGUCCUUAUCAUACUCCAGAAAAUAUAGCAGUAUUUUAAUUUAACUAAAAAGGUAUCAAGUGUGAUACAAAGACCAAGAUCAUUUUUAUCCAUGAAUGGAGGGAACUGUACAGCUCCUGAGGAAAGAACACUGUUGUCUAUAAGAUUAUAAUUUUCUCGUUGCAGUUCCUCCUCUGCAAGUUAACAAACUAACACAUUUUCAUGUUGAAGGUUCCAGUGUAGUGUUUUGGACAAUGAUCGGUGGGUUAUCCAAAAAACUUAAAACCAUUUUAAACCUAGCCACUCAUUUCGAGAGGCUUAAAACUAGUGAGACAAAAUGAUAUAAUUUCAAUAUAUGAUGGGGUAUUUUGUUGUUUUUUUAUACUUUGAUGAAAAUCAUUAUUUUAAAACAUAUGGAAGUCACCAACUGCUAUGUUUGCUCCCUUGCUCUGCAGCCACUUUGAUCUUUGCAUUCACCUUUAUUCACCAUUAAAAUCAUGGAUGAGGCAAGAGUUGUCUGUCAAACAUUGAUGUGAAUUGCCUAAUAAUGUCUGUCUUGUUGCUUUAGAGAGGGUAAAUGAGUUCAUUUGGAUCAAUUGGAAUUACAGUUGUGGGUAUUUUAUGACUGGCCCAAUGCUUCUUGGAAAAAAACGUUUUUGUAAAUAGCUAUAUAACAUCUUUUUUUAACCUUAACCGACACAUUUUAAAGGUCGCCCAAUCCAGUCAAACUGCUGUGGAUUUGAUUUUAACCUAUAGUCUCAGCAAGCAUUAAACAAGAUGUGUUUACACAUAUGGUUUAACCAGCACACUUCUGUUUGAUCUGUGGAGACCAGAUGGACCCUGGAGAAUGCACAGAGCAAGCUUGUUACAGAUGCCCUGUGUGUUCAGUUUGUCACAGUAGAGGAAACUAAAGGGAAUCACCGAUGGCUUCAUUUGUAUGGAUAAUGCAUACGUUUUAAAACGAUGGAACAGUGGGGGAACAAAGGAGAUGGAGUUUAGUGGGUUGGUGGGGGUGGGGGUGGAGUUAAGAACAUCUUAACUCUGUCCUUAAAUCUGUCUCCACCUCCACACAGAUCCUCUGCAUUGUGACCUUAUAACAAAUGCCUUGAACUAGACCGAUCUGGACCCCUGUGGUGGGAAAAAAAAAAUCUGAAUGGGCUUCUGGGACUGUGAAGAAGGAUUGAGGGAAUAAAGCCUCCUUUUUCGUGGUCUGAAUUAAUGGUGUUUUUGGAGCCGGGACUUCAUGAAGCAGGAUGGAUAUUUUAAUUCCCAGGAGUAGAAAAAUACUGAAGAGAGACAGCAGAAACAACUAGAACGAUUCGUUUGAGCAGAUGAUUCAAAGUUGCACAUUCUAAGCAUGAUGCAUUUCUGCAUACCAGCCCCAGUAACAAACAUGACUGAACAUGUGUGCUGAUGGUCCACAUAGUCCAACCAGUGUCUCCACCGUACUAGUUGCUCUCAGAACAGACCCUGGGAGAAUGUGCGCGUCAAAAGGUUACGUAAUUAUCCCACCACGGUAAGACAGCACAGACCUCUAGUGUGCAGUGUGUGUGCAUUUCAGUCUGGGGGUGUCUGAAUAGAAAUGGAUGGCAGAGAAUGUGUGUGUGUGUGUGUGUGUGUGUGUGUGUGUGUGUGUGUGUGUGUGUGUGUGCGCGCGCGCGCGCGCUUAUGGGGCAAAGCAGAGGGAAAAUCACUCAGCUUCACCAAAGUUUCCAAUUUCUCCGCCCCCUUCACUAUAUAACAAGCGUGUUAUAUAGUGAAACCUGAAGCGGCAGCAGAGCUCCAUAUGAUCUGCUCUCUCCUGGAAACUGUCACACUUUAACACUAUGAAAGGUCAAUCAAACGAUAUGGAAAACACGUCCAAGGUGGAAGCUUCUAAUGGGCACAGCAGGCCGCUGGACAUUGUACCCAGUACAGAGGAGAAGAUGACAGAAAGGGGACAAUGGGGCAACAAGGUUGAGUUUAUUCUGUCCGUGGCAGGAGAAAUUAUUGGCCUUGGGAAUGUCUGGCGUUUUCCUUACCUUUGUUAUAAGAAUGGAGGAGGUGCCUUUUUUAUACCAUACCUCAUCUUCUUGUUUGCUUGUGGGAUCCCUGUCUUCUUCCUGGAGACAGCGUUGGGUCAGUACACCAGUGAGGGAGGCAUUACCUGCUGGAGGAAAAUCUGCCCUUUGUUUGAAGGCCUGGGUUAUGGCAGCCAGGUAAUUGUUGCUCUGCUGAACAUCUACUACAUUAUUGUGUUAGCCUGGGCCAUCUUCUUUCUGUUCCACUCCUUCACCUGGGAUCUGCCCUGGGCAUCCUGCAACAAUAGCUGGAACACAAAUUCCUGUAUGCCAUUGCAGAAGGGGAAUACCUCCAUCAAUCACCAUGAGAACACCACCUCUCCUGUCAUUGAGUUCUGGGAGCGCAGAGUACUGAGAAUAUCUUCAGGUAUUGACCACAUUGGUUCUCUGAACUGGGAUCUGGCUCUGUGUCUUGCCUUUGCAUGGGUAAUCUGUUACUUCUGUGUAUGGAAGGGAGUGAAAUCCACAGGCAAGGUAGUUUACUUCACAGCUACUUUUCCGUAUGUAAUGCUCCUGGUUCUCCUGAUCAGAGGAGUAACACUGCCAGGCGCCUCCAUUGGAAUCCACUUCUACCUUUACCCCGACAUCAAUCGACUGUCUGACCCCCAAGUAUGGAUGGAUGCUGGAACUCAGAUCUUUUUCUCAUUCGCCAUCUGUCUUGGCUGCCUCACUGCCCUAGGAAGCUACAACAAAUAUAACAACAACUGCUACAGGGAUUGUGUGGCCCUCUGUUUCCUUAACAGUGGUACCAGUUUUGUUGCGGGCUUUGCCAUCUUCUCCAUCCUGGGCUUCAUGUCCAACGAGCAAAAUGUGCCCAUCUCAGAAGUGGCUGAAUCUGGUCCAGGUUUAGCCUUCAUUGCCUAUCCUCGAGCUGUGACCAUGAUGCCUUUUUCCCCUCUGUGGGCCUGCUUCUUCUUCAUUAUGAUUGUAUUUCUAGGACUGGACAGCCAGUUUGUAUGUGUGGAGAGCCUGGUCACAGCCGUGGUGGAUAUGUAUCCUUCCGUCUUCCGCCGUAAAAACCGCAGGGAACUCUUCAUCCUGGCAGUAGCAAUAGUAUCCUUCUUCCUGGGCCUCAUCAUGCUGACAGAGGGAGGCAUGUAUGUCUUCCAACUCUUUGACUACUAUGCAGCCAGUGGGAUGUGCCUGCUCUUCGUAGCCAUUUUUCAGACAGUUUGCAUCGGUUGGGUUUAUGGGGCAGAUCGCUUCUAUGAUAACAUUGAGGAUAUGAUUGGCUAUCGCCCCGGCCCUGCCAUUAAAUACUGCUGGCUUUUCUUCACUCCUGCAACAUGCUUUGGAACCUUUGCCUUUGCCUUAAUCAAGUACUCACCUUUGAAGUACAACAAUGAUUAUGUGUACCCGUUGUGGGCGGAUGGGAUCGGCUGGAUCCUGGCUCUGUCCUCCAUGCUUUGCAUACCCCUUUGUAUGGCAUUCAAACUGUACAAUACCCCAGGAACACUGAGAGAACGUUUUGUUCUUCUAAGCACUCCUUCCACUGAGUUACCAAAGACAAAGCAGGAGCAGGAGGCACUCCAUGCCAUCUUUGCAGCAGACGGUGAAAGCCUCCAUCAGAAAGCACCUCCCUCUCGAGAUGGCUACGUCCCUGUUGGUGAAAAGGAGUCUCAUUGCUAGAAGUUUGAGGAUUGGAAUCGGAGUCUAUUUAGAGGUCAGUUGUCACUGUGAGGCUCUCAGUGACUGGCCCCAUCACUGUUCUCUCUGUAUUACCUCACAAGAUAAGCUGGUGAAAACAGACAUGUAUGCAGACUUUUACAGUCUGCUCACCUGCUAUUGGCUGCUGGAACUUUCUUCUUUGCAUGUUGUCUUCAGUACACAGUGUUGUGCAAAUAUCCUGAGCUGCCCUUCAUUUCUUUAUAUUUUGCUAGCAAAAUGUGAAAUGGGUGCAGUGAUCUACUGAAACAUGCAACCAUACAUGGUAAUAGAGCAUGUGAGGCAAAAAGUAACCUUUGGGAAUAGUUCUCCAGGCUUCCAGAAGGACAUUUAGAUGUUCUUUGGCUGUUGGCUGUCUUUUGUUCCAUUCUCUGUUAAGAUGAUCCCACACCGCCUCAGUAAUGUUGCCUAUGUGGAGGCCAAUCCUUGACUAUUAGUGUUCCACUGUGUGUUUUUCUGUCCAGGUACAUUUUUACUGUAUUGACAGUGUGUUUGGGAUUACUACUAAUCAGACAUGUUCAAGAUUGUAUUACAUGGUGGGUGAAAAUUUGAUAGUACUUUUUUGCUUUCAUAAUUCCAUCAUUUUUGACAAGAUUCCCAGUGCAAAAAUACUCUUUCUAUGACAAUACUGUUUUUGCAACAGGCAGCUAGUAAAGUGCCUAAAGAUACAAUUCAAAGUGAAUUUUUCGCUAAGUUGUCUGUUGUGUGUAGACACAACACCGGUUAAUACCUGGAGUUGGGCAACUUAGGCUUUUGCAAAUAAUUCACAGGUCAGUGUUAAACAGGUCAUAUAUUAAAAAAAACAUUCCUUCAAAAAUAGUCAGGUCUAAGAAUUGGGAUGAAUGAAUGAAAAAGCAAACAAUCUUCAGAAAGCCUGGAGAUCAACCGCUAAAAAAAUCAACAGUAUAAAGAAACGAUGGGGUGACUCAAGACUUUUGCACAGUACUGUACCAUAUGAUGGCAACAGCAACAUUACGCAAAGAUUUACUUCCGUUAUUUGAAAGUGGGUUGACAUCUCAUUUGCCUGUGGCAGAGUAACGUGACAAUGUAAACACUGUUGUUACACAGUGGCAAAGAAUUUACAUUUGACUGUCUGCUUUCUAAGGAAGCAUUUUCUUCUGUUGUGGACAUCUCUAAUGUUCAGUGAAUCUCAUUCUGGCUGCUUCAUUAAAUUUAACAGCCGUCUGCUGCAGACUGAGUGCAGGAAAGUGUCACAUGAUCGCACAGCUCACAAACCCCUCUGGGCUUAAAUUAAUCUGCUUAAUGUAUACAGAGGAGAACCACAUUGUUUAUCCACCAACAGUUGAGGUGUUCUCUCAGGAUUGGUAAAAAAAAAAAGUCACAAAAAACAUUACUACACAAGGUGUUUUAGUAACCAAUGCUUCAGGAUACAAAGACUGGUUACAUUUCUACAGAUCAACCCACUUAAACUCUGUUUGUUUAUUUUUAUCUUAACACUGUUUGUACCAUUUUAAAGGCUUCUCUGUAUAAUUUUGGUCUGCUUUGGGCACUGCAGAUUUGUAUUGAUGUUUUAUAUUAAAUGUUUAUGUUAAAUGUUCAGAUUCUUGACAUGGAUUUAAUUUAGUCUUGUUUUAAUGUGCCUUAUGUCUAAUUCUGGGAAUGUAUGAAAUAAAGUUAAAAGGUACCCAAAGCAAAGGGACAGUUGAUCCACUUAGAUUAUAUCAGAAGUGAGUUCCAAUGCAGGAGAUUCAUUCCAAAAAAGAAGAAGAAGAAGAAGCUUGUUAUCUCUUUCUGCUGUAUCGCAAUGAACUUCAGCCUGUGUUUCUUUUUCUUUACAUGUUGAAAUGAAUAUAUGAUCACUGAUUUUGGAGCAUGAACACUUUUUGUUAUAAGAUUUUAUACACUAAAACACUUUUUUUUAAAUGAAUGAAUACAAAUACCUUCAUUUGGAACAUAUAUUUCUACUACAUGUGUAUAUUUUGUGGGACAUCUUCAGUGAAUUUGUGUUGGCCUUGAUUACAAAUAAAUGUUUUACAUUUUAGCAA
Messenger RNA from Maylandia zebra (zebra mbuna), 6836 nucleotides. The record is from RefSeq and is a predicted model, not a curated record. Lineage: Eukaryota; Metazoa; Chordata; Actinopteri; Cichliformes; Cichlidae.